AUGUCUCGUCACCUCGACUUAAAUAACGCUUCUACUAUAAGUGUUUUGCCUCGAAGAAGGUUGAAUGAUUUAGCACAUUCUAGUCCAGUUGUCAAGAAGAGCAAAAUCUUAAGAGACUUUAGAAAUUGCGAGUUGGAUUUUGUUAAACCGAGUUCUGCUCCAGUACAAGUACUGGAAAGUGUUGAUAAUCCGUCUACAGAGAAAAUAAAUAGUAGCUCAAUUGAUGAUUCGUUUUCCGCCAAAGUCACGCGACUUCGAAGCUCUACUGAUACAAAAACCACUGCUCGGCGUCGUCGUCGGCGUCAGCAGCAACAGCAGCAGCAGCAACAGCAUGAUAUUGAUGGUAGAGUAGAGUGCCUCAAAAGUACUGAGUCGACGUCUCUGCUGAAGCCUCUUCACCCCGUAUCGACUACAACGGCAGCAAACAACAAUGAGAAUACACCAUCUUGUCAAGAUCUUGUCAAAGUUGAAGAAAAAGAUACUGCUGUGCAACAACCAGACCCACCUUUUGUGAGAUUGUCAAAGAUGCUUCAAGACCAUGCACAACACAGAGUUCAACAUGAGAAUACUAGAAAAUUAGAGCUUGAAGCAUUACGCUAUCGACAUAAUAAUGAGCUAAGGGAACUUUGCAAUCGCCAUGCCGAAGAAAGGGCGAAAGAUGAGGAAAACUUACAGAGCAGUAUUUCGACUCUUUUUGAAGAAGCAGUUGGAAUUGGUCAAUUUUUUGGAGAAAACAAAAGUGUGCAAUACGAUAAUGAGCUUUUGGAGAAGGAAGUGCAAAACCAAAAAUACAUUGAAAUACCUCCCAACACAUUUGAAAAAGAUGAUGCUGUUGCUGUUUAUAAUUCAACAUAUAUAGAAAAGGAAAAGGAAAAGGAAAUGGAAAAGGUACAGGUGGCGGUGGAGGUGGAGGUGGAAAAGAAUGGCACGAGUUAUGGAGAUUCAGGAUCACCAUAUACUAAGUUAAUUUCGUUGAGCGCUUCUGACGCAGAAAUGACUAAAUCGAGUCAAGGGUGUUCUCGUGUGCAGGGUCUGUAUGAAACUUGGGGCUCCAACAACUGCAACAACAACAACAACAAUAAUAAUAAUAAUAAUAAUAAUAAUAAUAAUAAUAAUAAUAAUAAUAGUCAUAAUAAGAAUAAUAAUAAUCUACUACAGCAAACGCGUCGCGAGAGGGAGAUUACAGAACAAAGUAAUGGUGAUGGCGAACUUGGAGUUUUGAAAUCACGUGUUACACGAAGCAUGAUGUCACAGAUUACCAAAACUAGUAUUAGAGAUAAUCUUCUUCUUCAAGUGAAACCAGCUGGUUAUGGUACAUCAUUGUUAAGUGAUGAGAUUGAAACUAGUGGCCAGAGCAGCAGUUCAGAGAGUGAUGUUUCACCUUCACAAAACAACCGUCAUUCCAAAUCAAUUAAUGAGUUGCAAGGAGAUCCCAAGAAGAAGGCUCGUACAUCACCAGCCGCAGCUUUGGCAAGCACAAGUCAACACCAGCUGUUUAAAAAAGAAGAAAAAGAAAAGGACGAAGACAAGGAAGAAAAAACAACAGGUUUGAAUAACAUGUUUGAGAUUGAAAAGAAAAGUAGUCAAGGUGUGGCAAAUAGUGAUGCAGUUGAACCUGUUGAUGAAUCUCGGGAGAAAGAUUUUUCACUGAUUGCCUCGUCCAGUCCUAGUUGGAACUCCUUUCUUGAUGUGGAGUCUAGUGCUCCGCAUACACGUAGUUGCAAACCCAUAAGUGGCUCAACCCAGAACAAUUCUAGGUCUUUUUCUUCUACAGAGAAGGCAAAAAAAUCAACGGUUGAUAAAGGUGGCGAUUUACAAAGUAAGAUAAUUGGUCUUGAAAAACGACGUUCUAGAAAUGGUACUAAAUCGGUCAAUUCAACUUCAAAAGAGAACUCGGCAACGAAAAAAAAAAUAAUGAAGAUAAAGAAAUUGUUUUCAACCACGGAUAUCAGUAUUGACAGUAGUGAUACUGAAGAUUCGUCAUACAGCAGCAGCAAUGGAGAAGAGUCGGAUAAUAAUGCAAUAUAA
This is a messenger RNA of Lodderomyces oxycetoniae, 2028 nucleotides long. RefSeq lists its product as uncharacterized. The transcript has a single exon. The record is from RefSeq and is a predicted model, not a curated record. Lineage: Eukaryota; Fungi; Ascomycota; Pichiomycetes; Serinales; Debaryomycetaceae. The coding region runs from base 1 to 2028 and encodes 675 amino acids.